CCUCACGUUCCGCGAGCCAAGGGACGCUCGGCGUCCAUCUGCGCUGCGAGCCAUGCCAGCAGCAUGGAGGCCAUCCCCCCGUCGGGAGCAUCCCCCGACGCGGGGACGCCCCAGACCCGCCGCAGGAGGCCCGCGACCCGGUCGCAGAGUGCCAGGUUGACCAACAAGAGGUCCAUCAAGGGCCGCGCUUCCAUAGCCACUUCCGCCAACAACGGGCUGAAGAGCCAGAGUAACAGCGAGCCCAAGUUGACCGACCAGGAUACCACUCCGGAUGUGUCGCCCAACAUCAGGAGGAAGGGGUCCCAGAGGAGGGGUACCUCGGUGUAUCACAGGAAGUCCACUGCUUUUUUGGACGUGCCGGAUACUCGUGGAAGGAGUAACAGUAACACCGAGGAAGAGGAUGAGGACUCGUAUAGGCUGAGGUCGUUCAGCUUCACUUCCAAAGGUUUUUUUACAAAAUCUGGAAUAGUAAAUAGAGGAGACUCCUUCAGGAGGCGUCGUUCCCGAAGCAACAGUCUGUGUCCCCCUCAGAUGGGGGGUGGCACCACUCCCUCGCCAGUGAUGGAUGAACCCGACCACAACACGCCAGUCUCCAAUUAUACAGUUGCUCUUCUGGGAGCCCAAGGUGUUGGAAAGACUGCUCUGAUCAGCCAGUUCAUGACUUCGGAGUGCAUCAACGCUUACGACAGGCAAAAAGAUAUCUUAGGAGCUCAAACAGUGUCAAUAAUGCUCAAUGGAGAAGAAUCCGAAUUGACGUUUCAAAAUAAUUCUUGUACAAAGGACGUCGAUAAAAAUCACCCCCCGGACGCCUUCGUCGUUCUCUAUUCCGUCGUGGACAAAGCGAGCUUCCUUAAGGCGGAGACUGAGUUGAACCGGCUACAGGACGGCGACCUACUACGAUCCAGGCCUGCCAUCCUCGUCGGCAACAAGAUAGACUUGGCCAGAAGCAGGGCCGUUUCCACACAAGAUGGUAAAUGCCUGGCGUGCACAUUUAGAGCGAAGUUCAUAGAGAUUUCAGUAGGGAUCAACCACAACGUAGACGAACUCCUGGUGGGGAUUUUAACGCAAAUUAGGCUAAAAGUAUUAAACUUCGAGGAAGGAGGCAACAGCCAGCAGUGGUACAAGAGCAGGGGCAUGGUCAAAGCGAGCAUGAAGGCCAGACAGAUGUUCACGUGGCUCUUCGGCAAGGAAGACUCCAAGUUCAAGAACUGCGAGAACCUCCACAUCCUGUAGCAUAAAUAGAGGCCCAAGUUUUAUAUGAACCUGUUUCGUAUUAGUUGUAGAAAUGUAAAAGAGUAUUUGGUAUUCAGCGGCUGUACCGCUCAACGUGUCAAAAAAAAUCUUUUUUACAUUUACAUAAAUCAGAAAAGUAUUUGUUUUAACGACUGAUUUUUAAACAAUCAAAAAUCAAAAAAAAUAUUUUUUGUAUGAUAGUUAUUUGUACAUGUACGCCUUUUGAGCAAUAGAUGUGAAAUAAUAGAGGAGGUUGAGAGGAAAGACAGAGACUGUUAUGUAUUUUUCCAAACUAUUACAAAUAUCGCACAAAUGGAAUUAAAUAAAAUUAAAUAUCUGUCGAAUUUGAUGUGUAGGAGUAUAAAUCACUGCUUUUACCCCAUCUUCAUUUCACUAGUUUAAAAUCAGCCAUCUGUGUUGCGAUGUCAGUCACUUUAACAUGUUUUUUUUUAACAGAAAAAGCUCAAUUUCUUUAAUUCAUAUUGUUUGAGAACCAAUAAUUCUAUCUAAAAUUGUGUGUAUUAUUUAUAUUUAAAGUUUUUUUAAUAUAUUUAUUAUUAAUUUUCUGUUAUUUCAAGUUAAGGAAAGUUUUAAGUAGCAUUGAAUACCUGUAGGUAAGGAUACUAUUAUUACACUUCUAUUUAGCAACUUUUUUAGUUUGACUAACCCGAAUUACAAAUUUUGUAGGUAUACAUGUUAUGUUACUUUGUUUUAGAUAUGUUUUUUAUAUGUUAGGUCCUAAACACAGAUUAUUUUCCUUGUCAAAAAACAAUUAACUUUACUUAAUGUAUACCGUGUGUUCGUAAAUCAAACAAUUUGGUGUGAUGCCAUGCUAAAAAUUCAAAAGUAGGUUCACCGAUUGGUGGAAACUGGUAACGACAAAAAUGUGGUGAAAGAUCGCUAAAACAGUUAGCGAUCUUAUUAUUCACCAGCCGUGAACCAAAAUCAACACAUCUGUUCUAUGAUGGACUGGACUGAUCAACCACAUGUUCUUUUGAUCGAUUUUCAUACACGUUCGUUUCACCAUUUGGUAGUGGUGCACCAUUUUGAUAAAUUUACAAAUAUGCGGUUAUUGGGGAAUAUUUAAAAAAUAAAUCCUUCCAUUUCUGUCUAGGUACUCUACACAUAACAAAAAAUAUAUACAUAUAAAAUGUUUUCAGUGUCAUCUGUAUCUUUUGUAGAUAGAUAUAGGUACUAAUAGACAAAAUGACCAAAACAAUAAUAUAUAUUAUACAUUUACUAGAGAAAAAAUUUUCUAUUCGCUUCUGUAUUUUAAUAAUAAAUGUAAUGACAAAGUAUUGUAAUAUUUUUAUUACCUACUCUCUUGUCAAUUUUGCUUUCUUUCAGCAAAUUUUUAUUUGUAGAAUAGAGAACUUAUUAUAUUAUAUACUUACCUAAUUUGUUACACUAUGAUCAUUUUUCUACAUCGA
Molecule: messenger RNA, 2663 nt
Organism: Anoplophora glabripennis (Asian longhorned beetle)
Lineage: Eukaryota; Metazoa; Arthropoda; Insecta; Coleoptera; Cerambycidae
Gene: Rgk3
Product: GTP-binding protein GEM
Exons: 6
Coding region: 64-1233 (389 amino acids)
Cellular component (GO): plasma membrane
Molecular function (GO): GTPase activity; GTP binding; calcium channel regulator activity
Source: RefSeq, a predicted model, not a curated record